AUGGGGAGCAGGCUACUUGGUUGCGAACAUGAAUGCGCUGCUCGUUACAGUUGUUCUACAGGAAAGCUUACUGGUCGGAGCUUCUGGCUCUACUUGUGCCUCGGAGCAGCUUUACUCUGUCGUCUAGAAUAUGUCAGCAACUUAACUGCGCACGCAGCCCCAGCAGCCCCGCGUAUCAGUGGCAAUGAUACGGCAGUGGAAGCAGCAAAUGCCUUGGAAAACCUGUCAGGGGCUCCUACUACAGACGAAGAGGCUCAAGUCGUGGAGAGGGGACCAGAGAACGCCACAGAACACGCCGAGGACUUUUGGCGUUCAGGGGCGUCUCUCGAUGGAAUUGAUGGGGAAACCUCCAGAAAAUCAACGGCAGUGUCUUUCGACAGCGAAGCAUUGACGGGUCACAAGGGCUUCAAAUUGACAAGAACGACACAGACACAGUCAGACGGAGCAAAACGAUUCUCUAAAGGAGGCACGAAACCUCUCGAGGCUGGGAAAAAAGAAGAAGGGACUUCGGAUGGAGAAUACGACGAUCCGGAUGGACGUUUUGCCAGCGGCGAAUGGUUCUGGAGCAAAGGUAGUUAUGACCUUAUCGAGCUGCGGUCGACUUUUCCGAGCCUUGAAGAUCGUUUUCGGAAGUGGCUAGCCAGUCACAGGGCCACGAAGAAAUCCACCAACGUGUGCAAGCAAGCGAAGAAAGACGGUCGCAUUCCGAGCGCCGCCUACGGGGACUCUCCUCUGAAAUCUUUCGGAUAUCCAGAAUUUGAUGAAGAGACGGGUUUGACUAUCCUGCGGUCUCGCCUGCCUCUCACACCUGUGAGCGGCUUUCUCACCCCUAUUCGGGUGGGCGCAGAGGAUUAUUACAUUCAAGGAACGUACGACAAAAUCAUCGCGUUCCUUGAGUGCUUCGAGGAAUAUGAAGUGAUUGGCUCGACUCUAGCGACCGACGGGCACUGGGUUGAGGACCCGGAGCAAGGACCUCUCUAUGUACAGAUCCAAAACACACGUGAAGGAGUUCGCUCGCCGAUCGCGGGCAUUCGUAACGCUCUAUUUCGCAUCGGGUUUGCGCACCUCGCCAAGGCUCUGCGAAUCAACGCAAUUUCUCGACGUUUCGUCGGGGUGUCCUACGAUGACAUUUUGAAGGGUCUCAACGAGGUCAGGCAAUUGUCAGAGUUUCUUCCCUCCUCUACGACAGCAGACGUCCUGGCAGCUUGGGAGGACGUCAUGGGAACCCAGGAUAGAAAGAAGCAACUGGCAUCGAUCGUUAACGCGGUCACGCAAGCGAUCACUCGUGCCCGCUUGGACCCCUCGCACGGCUGGGAAAAAAGCGAAGCUGUUGACCUCUCCGCUCCUCUCACCAUGGCACUCACCACAUAUCCGCGACCUGCACACGGCGUCCGAGCGACGCUGACACUUCCGUCCAACAGAGUCACUUUGGGAGCUAUUAGAGACACACUGCCCAAGCUCUUUCAGCAGUCUCUCCUCGGACAAGCGCUACUCGCGGCGGUCAAGCGUUCUAGCGACGCAGUGUGA
Messenger RNA from Besnoitia besnoiti, 1527 nucleotides. RefSeq lists its product as uncharacterized. Bases 1 to 1527 code for a protein of 508 amino acids. The record is from RefSeq and is a predicted model, not a curated record. NCBI's taxonomy places the organism in Eukaryota, Apicomplexa, Conoidasida, Eucoccidiorida, Sarcocystidae. The transcript has a single exon.